Molecule: messenger RNA, 1095 nt
Organism: Perca fluviatilis (European perch)
Lineage: Eukaryota; Metazoa; Chordata; Actinopteri; Perciformes; Percidae
Product: tumor necrosis factor receptor superfamily member 14-like
Exons: 7
Coding region: 166-882 (238 amino acids)
Biological process (GO): defense response to Gram-negative bacterium; positive regulation of T cell migration; negative regulation of alpha-beta T cell proliferation
Cellular component (GO): external side of plasma membrane
Molecular function (GO): protein binding
Source: RefSeq, a predicted model, not a curated record
GUUUGCCAAAGGCUGAGGUAAGAGAACAAGAAGAGAACGAGAAGGUCGACAUAUUUGAAGAACAACGAAAAAACACUAAAACAGAACAUACUGAACCACUAAUGAAUCACAGAUGGUGUUCCUGUUUUGGAUUUGACGUCUCUCUUCCUCCCAAAUCUGAGAGAGAUGUCUUCAGUCCAUAGAAACUGUGAUCAUGUUAAGAAAACAUUUGCACCAUUGCUGAUACUUAUGAUGAGUGUCUUCAGAGGACAUACCCUCACAUGUAAUCCAACAGAGUAUCAGAACGGCAAUCAAUGCUGUCCUACGUGUUCUGUAGGAAGUCGAGUUAGAAAACAUUGUAAAGAGUAUGGUACUUCCUGUUUGAACUGCGAUGAGGGAACAUUCAUGAAUCGUCCUACAGGGCUUACAGAAUGUUUUGUCUGUGCACGCUGUGAUUCAGGUUCUGGUUUAAAGAUAAAGACAGCAUGUACGACUACAUCAAAUACAGUUUGUGAACCACUGGAGGGAUUCUACUGUCUGUUCUCCUCAGGAAACAGCUGUGUGGAAGCACAGAAACACAGCAGCUGUCAACCAGGACAAUAUAUCAGCCAAAAUGGAACAACAUCAAGGGACACUGAGUGCUCUGCCUGCAGAGAUGGAACAUUUUCCAAUGGGACAUUAUUGACAUCGUGUCAGCCACACACACAAUGUCAAUCAUUGGAUCUUCAGCUGAUAAAACCAGGAACUGCUUCAACGGAUGCUGAAUGUAAAGAACAAAGUUCAGGAGCUGGGAUCGGUGCCGUUGUGGGGGGGCUUGUGAUAUGUUUAUUGGUCGUACUCGCAAUAGCUCUGUUUUUCUGGCGUCUCAAAAAGAAGAGAGACACAAGUAUGACUGGCAUUUAGACAAUUAAAACAUUUGUUUUUAAUACAUAAUAUAAUUGUCAGAUCAUUAUGUUGUUGAUUGAGGUGCUUUUCAUUGGUAAUGUUUUACAGUUUUUCUCAGUCGCUUUGGUGCAUUUCUUAGAUCAAAAGGGCAAUUCUUGAUACUACUUGUACAAAUUCUGAAUCAUCUAGUCACUUGUGCACAUCAUUAAAGCAAUUUCUUAUUCCUUUGAA